Messenger RNA from Raphanus sativus (radish), 1215 nucleotides. RefSeq lists its product as uncharacterized. The record is from RefSeq and is a predicted model, not a curated record. The transcript has 4 exons. NCBI's taxonomy places the organism in Eukaryota, Viridiplantae, Streptophyta, Magnoliopsida, Brassicales, Brassicaceae. The coding region runs from base 1 to 1215 and encodes 404 amino acids.
AUGGGGUUACACCAAGGGGAUCCGCUUUCGCCUAUUCUGUUUGUCAUGAUGAUGAACAUCCUCUCCUUGAUGUCGAACAAAGCCGCAGAAGAGGGCUCUUUUGAUUAUCAUCUUGGCUGUGAAGAUAUGCAACUGACUCACAUAUGCUUUGUGGAUGAUCUGUUGAUCUUCUUAGAUGGUUCAAAGAGAUCUUUGGAAGGAGUUUUGCAGGUCCUGGCUGAAUUUGAGCAUAUUUCUGGCCUAGCUGUGAAUAUUGCAAAGACCUCCUUGUUCAAUUGUGGGGUUCCGACCGAUAUUAUUCAGAGGUUUCGCUCGAGAUUUGGUCUAGCUCAGGCUUCUCUUCCAAUCCGCUAUUUGGGUCUCCCUCUUAGCUCAAAAAAGUUGUCCUUGAAAGACUAUGAUCCGCUCAUUUUCCAAAUCAAAAGAAAAUUGGGGUCUUGGACUUCAAAAACUUUAUCAAUGGCUGGGAGGCUCACUCUGAUAUCUUCGGUAAUUGCGGGUAUCACGGGUUUCUGGAUGUCGACGUUUCUUCUCCCAAAAUGUGUUAUGAAUAAGAUUACUAGUCUUUGCAGUUCCUUCCUUUGGCACGACACAAUAGGCUUUUCUACGGGAGCCAAGGUCUCGUGGGAAGAGCUCUCGAUCCUUAAAGCAGAAGGGGGGUUGGAUGGUCUUUCGCUGUUGGGUAUUCCUAAAGACUCUUCUGUUGCAGAGUUCUGCUCACGGUCAGAUAUUACUACUUGGUCAGUUAAGGCUGUGCUUUAUAAUUCCUUCUCUUCAAGGAUUAUCUUCAACGCCAUUAAAACUCAACGCCAAAAGAAGGAUUGGGCUCCCCUGAUUUGGCAUAAAGCAGUGAUUCCAAGACAUGCAACAACAACUUGGUUAUUCACUGUCAACCAAAACCCCACCUUUGACAGGAUUGCUGCCUGGGAUCCGGAUGCUGAAACGCUUGGCCUUCUUCUUGGUUGGAGAUCUUACAGUGGUUACCUCUUGCUCAAGGGAACAAUACUCAAAAGACAGCUAUUCUUCAAGGCUGGCAAGCAACAAUUUAUGAGCUUUGGAGGGAAAAGUAGGCGUCUUCACGAUGGUCUCACAUGGUCACCUGCUCGGGUCAUUAGGCUUAUCCUCUCUUCCUUAAGGGAUAAACUCUCAGCUAUGUCGACCCAGGGCCUCCCAAGAGGUCCCCUACUGGCUUCCUUCUGGUUUCAUCCACCAUAA